Messenger RNA from Ananas comosus (pineapple), 767 nucleotides. Its product is annotated as S-type anion channel SLAH1-like. Gene Ontology annotation, biological process: transmembrane transport; intracellular monoatomic ion homeostasis. The transcript has 3 exons. Gene Ontology annotation, molecular function: voltage-gated monoatomic anion channel activity. Gene Ontology annotation, cellular component: membrane. Lineage: Eukaryota; Viridiplantae; Streptophyta; Magnoliopsida; Poales; Bromeliaceae. The record is from RefSeq and is a predicted model, not a curated record. The coding region runs from base 222 to 767 and encodes 181 amino acids.
UAUUUCUCCUAGAAACCUCAUUGAUGCAUUUGAACACAUAGUUUGACCUUUGUAUCACUUUCACUGUUCUCAAUUCAAUUUUUAAUUGUGUUCCACCCAAUAUUCUCUCUCUCUCUCUCUCUCUCCCUCUCUAUAAAUACAUGCUAAUAAGUAAUAGAACUAACCAACAACCAAUAUUGUAUGCUAUCCCCUUACUUCAUUCUCUCUCUAGCAAGUAACUAAUGGAGCAUCGAUAUUCAGAAAAUCUGCAUUCCCCCGGAGCAGAACUUGUUCAAAAAACACUUCUGCAGAAGCUGUCAGCUUUAACGAGAUUCCACGCGGGUUACUUUCGCAUAAGCCUUUCCCUCUGCGCCCAAGCCCUGCUAUGGAAGACCCUCUCUGCCGCCGACCCCCGGGCGCUCCACUUUAUCCUCCACCUCCUCCCCGCCGCCGCCUUCGACGUUCUCUGGUCCUUCGCACUGUCGUCCCUCGUCGUGCUUUGCGCUCUGUACGCAAUUCGCUGCGCCUGCCGCUUCGAUUGCUUUAAGGCCGAGCUCGGCCACCACGUCGGCGUCAACUACCUCUUCGCCCCGUGGGCCUCCGCGCUCCUCCUCCUCCAGUGCGCCCCCUCGCCCUUCCUCCGUCCCGAGCGCCCCGCGUACCACGUCCUCUGGUGGGCGUUUGCGGUCCCAAUUCUGGUGCUGGACGUGAAAGUGUACGGGCAGUGGUUCACCAAGGGCCGGAAAUACUGCCUGUCUCACGACCGGCGCUAUUUUGGCGAUCGAUGA